Molecule: messenger RNA, 603 nt
Organism: Brenthis ino (lesser marbled fritillary)
Lineage: Eukaryota; Metazoa; Arthropoda; Insecta; Lepidoptera; Nymphalidae
Source: the annotation of a GenBank genome assembly
AUGUCGCGCAUAUUCAUAAGAACGAUGUGUACUGCAGUUAAGUCUAUAAAUACACCCGUGCCAGUAUUUGGGAUUGGAGGUCGAUAUGUUGCUGCUUUAUAUAGUGCAGCGCUCAAAAUGAAGCAAAUUGAUGAGGUAGAGAAGCAUAUGCGUUCUCUGCAAAAAGAAUUGAUUAAGCCAAAUGUAAUCGACUUUUUAGAGACAAGUAUGGUUUCAUCAGCAAAAAAGGCAAAAUUAUUAAAGGAAGUUGGGGAAAAAACAGGAAUGCCUCCAGUAGCUAUUAAUUUUUUGGUUGUUGUUGCCGAGAAUGGCCGUUUGAAACUAUUAAGACGUAUGAUAAAUACGUUCCUUGCAAUAAUGGUGGCCCAUAGAAACGAGGCUUUAUGCGAAGUGAUAACUGCGAAACCGCUUGACGAUGCAUCACGUAAAGUAUUGAUGGAUGCAUUGAAAAAGUUUGUCAAAGGAAACAAAAAUAUACAAUUGACAGAGAAAGUUGAUCCCGCAAUCAUUGGAGGUGUAAUCGUUGGGGUGGAAGAUAAGCACAUCGAUUUGAGCAUUGCGCGAAAAAUCCAAAUGUACACUGAUAUUUUGAAACAAGCUGUG